AUGUCUGGACUGCGGAACAUAGCAAAAGGAGGGUGGCAUCCGGGCGGCGGCAAAGACAACAGCAACAGCAGCAGCAGUGGAGGAGGCAGUGGUUGGCGGUCCAAGAUCAACGACAAAAUCCCCAGCCGCAUCAACGACAGGAUCCCAGGGAGCACGAGCAAGUCGGAGCGAGAGCGCAUAGAGGCGCGCGAGAACCACGUAUCGCAGCCCCUGACGGCCUUGAGAGACCGUGACUGCCUCUUUCNNGCUCCUCCUCCCAAACACAUCCACUACCAUGGCCAAGCAGCAGCCGCUGGCUCGUCGAGUGCUCUUACCACCACAUCUAGCUACGCCAGCACCCCUGCAAACACGGCCGCUACCCGUGGACUGGGUGCCCCGCUGCCCAAAGAGAUGAUCCAGCAGCAGCAAUACACACACCAACAAGCCCAGCAGGAAGAAGAGGAAGCCUCUCGUCCACCACCAGGCCCAUAUCGAGUCGACACAACGGGCCUGUCGACUUCGAAUCUGCCCAAGCCUCCCGUGCGACGUGUCGACACGGCCUCUCCGUCCUCCAUCUCCACUCAACCCAGACCUCCUCCUCGUCAGAUUGCGCCGUCUCCUGCUGCUCGCGCGCCCCUCCCUCCGCCUCGCUCUACUCCUACGCCUCCCACUGCUCCACUCAGGCAACAGCCCGCAUUACCACCUCGAUUGCCUCCGCGACAGAACUCGCAUCCCGAUCUGAACUCUCCUUCACCUCCUCCUGUCUACCAAGAAGUCCAGCAACCUGCACACGCACCUGCACCAGAUCAAGGCGCAAUGAAUCGACUCGCUCGUGCAGGCGUAAGUGUGCCUGGCUUCGACAUUGGUGCCAGGAAUUCCUCGCCCGUACCUGCCCCUCCUGCAUCCUUCCGCCCACCUCAACCAUCUCAGAUGAAUGAGUUGCAAUCGCGAUUUUCCAGAAUGUCGUCCUCCGACUCCUCACAAACCCAACCAUCACAAUCCUCAAACGGUGUGUCAUCGCGUUUUGGAAACAUGGUUUCGCAGCAAGCAAGCAACCCACAGGUACAGUCCCGUCUAGCAGGGCUGGCUUCCUCGCCAACUGUGCGAAACCAUGCUGCGAACAUUGCCUCAUCCCCUGCUGUACAAAAACAAGCCGUCCAGCACGCCGGCACCUUCGCUUCUGCCUCCGGCGCAUCUCCACAGCAGGCACAGGCUUUACAAUCAGGCNUUCUCGCGAGUCGCUGCUUCGCCUACAGCCAUAAAUAUUGCCACCCAGCACGCUGGUACGGUUACUUCGACAGCUUCAUCCUCGCCGCAAAUGCUGCCGCUGGGAAGAAACCCCGCCGCCGCCGCCAAAGAAAAAAAGAGUUGCAAUCUGAUGUGCCGCCAGUCCCACUUUCGAGCAAACCUAGAUUCUGA
Messenger RNA from Aureobasidium vineae, 1398 nucleotides. The record is from the annotation of a GenBank genome assembly. NCBI's taxonomy places the organism in Eukaryota, Fungi, Ascomycota, Dothideomycetes, Dothideales, Saccotheciaceae.